Aspergillus nomiae NRRL 13137 is the source of this 444-nucleotide messenger RNA. RefSeq lists its product as uncharacterized. The record is from RefSeq and is a predicted model, not a curated record. The transcript has a single exon. Lineage: Eukaryota; Fungi; Ascomycota; Eurotiomycetes; Eurotiales; Aspergillaceae. The annotation marks the transcript as partial.
CAACCCCCAGAACCCCACAGAGACAACCUCAGCGACAUCCUCAGUGACAGCGACAUCAGCACCCUUGACCUCGGCCCAAGCCUCUCGGCCCGCAACACAUCUUGCUACCAAACAUCCAACACGGUCAAGACCCGAGACACCAAGCAGUCCUCCUCUCUCACCAUACCGCUUACCCAUGGCCAUCUACAGAGCGGCCUAACCACGGCCCAAGACUUCAAGGCUCGACCCACUACCACAUCUCCGUCAAUGAAAGAUGCAACACAGGGAGUGGACAUCACGCCCAAGAGGCUUAAGAUGAGGGCCGGGUCUGUGAUGGGUGCUGUGAGAACUUUUUCAUCGCCGCUUUUGUCGCCUUUGAGGGGUGGUACUGCGAAGCUUGGGAGGCCGGGGGUUAAUCGGGCGAAGACCUCAUUUAGGGGUGUUGGGGGCGUUUUGGAGCGUUGA